AUGCGUUUCCCGUUGGCCUUAACCUCCAGGCGCAGGGCGUCCCACGCGAAACACCCGAUUAUUAUGAUUCCAGGAGUUAUAUCAACCGGGUUAGAGAGCUGGGGUACGGAAGAGAAGUCACGGCAGUAUUUUCGAAAACGGUUAUGGGGAAGUUGGAGUAUGAUGAGAGCGUUGGUGCUAGACAAAUCAGGCUGGAAACAACAUAUAAUGCUGGACAAGGAAACUGGGAUGGAUCCCCCCGGAGUGAAGCUACGAGCUGCUCAAGGAUUCGAUGCUACGGACUUCUUCAUAACAGGUUACUGGAUUUGGAACAAGAUCCUGGAGAAUCUUGCGACAAUUGGAUACGAUCCGACCAACGCUUUUUCGGCUGCCUACGACUGGCGCCUUUCUUAUCUAAAUCUUGAAAACUUGGUUCAUUAUUUCACCAAACUAAAGAGUCAUAUGAAGCAGCCGUUCAGCUUUCGGGCAAGAAAGUGGGUGUGGGCUUCGCACAGCAUGGGCUCACAGGUAGCCAUGUUCUUCUUCAAAUGGGUUGAGCACGAAAAAUACGGUGGCGGAGGCCCUCAGUGGGUUGAAAAGCACAUUGAUUCAUGGAUAAAUGUCAGCGGUUGCAUGCUCGGUGCAACGAAAGGUCUUACAGCGGUCCUAUCCGGUGAGAUGAAAGACACAGCCCAGCUGAACGCGUUCGCAGUCUACGGGCUCGAAAAGUUCCUCUCCAAAGAGGAGCGCGCCGAGAUAUUUCGUGCCAUGCCAGGAAUAUCUAGCAUGCUCCCAAAAGGCGGGAAUGCUGUUUGGGGAAACAAUACCUGGGCUCCUGAUGAUCGCCCUGGCCAAAAUUUCACAUAUGGGAACUUUCUAAAAUUCCGCGAAUCAAAUUCCUCUUGGACAAGACAGAAUCUCACUGUUGAAGGCAGCCUACAGUACCUUUUCAACAGUACGGAGCCCUGGUUCCGGAACCAAGUCCAUCGGAGCUACUCUCACGGUGUAGCGCGGACCCGUAACGAAGUUGAAACCAACGAAGCUGAUCCCCGCAAAUGGCUCAACCCGCUCGAAGCCCGUCUGCCGCUUGCCCCGAACCUCAAAAUAUACUGCUUCUAUGGCGUGGGUAAGCCCACGGAACGAAGCUAUUUCUACCGUGAAGACAAUGACCCGCUGACCAAAUUGCGCGUGAGUAUUGAUACUUCUGUGACAAAUGGGGAUGUUGACCACGGGGUGGUAAUGAGCGAAGGGGACGGGACAGUGAACCUGUUAAGUUUGGGCUAUAUGUGCGCAAAGGGCUGGAGGAUCAAGAGGUAUAACCCCGCGGGUGCGAAGGUGAAGGUUUAUGAGAUGCCUCAUGAGCCUGAGAGAUUCUCACCCCGGGGUGGACCAAACACUGGUAUACACCCCAAUCAUUUUACCACCGCUUUUAUCAAGGGACGAAACCAUGCUAAUAUAUGUACAAUUUUCAGGCGACCAUGUUGA
Molecule: messenger RNA, 1464 nt
Organism: Uncinocarpus reesii 1704
Lineage: Eukaryota; Fungi; Ascomycota; Eurotiomycetes; Onygenales; Onygenaceae
Exons: 1
Coding region: 1-1464 (487 amino acids)
Biological process (GO): lipid storage; triglyceride biosynthetic process
Cellular component (GO): cytoplasm; perinuclear endoplasmic reticulum
Molecular function (GO): phospholipid:diacylglycerol acyltransferase activity
Source: RefSeq, a predicted model, not a curated record